UAAUAUUUUAUGAAUCCGAUUCACAUUUUGCAUUAAAUAUAGUAGUAACCUUUUGCAUUUAAAACGUUUCCCCUGCUAACAAUUUUAUGUACAAAUAGCAGCAGCACUGGUCAAAACAAGUGUAUCCAAUAUCCAUCCAUCAUCAACAUAUUCAAAUUCAUGGCAAUUUACGUGAAACCCCGGUCGAAUAAUAUCUUUCUUCUGCCGAUAAUAUUAUUCGUUUUAUUUUGUUUGAUUUGUUCGAGUAGUGAAUCAGAAGCAAUCACUAACAAUGUUGGCAUAACUGCUGAUUUGAUCCAUGGAGAUUCUCCUCUUUCCCCUUUCUACGACCCAUCAUUGACCCGAUUCCAGCGUGUCACAAACGCACUCCGUCACUCUCUCGCUCGUCGUCGUUCAAUUAGGUCAAAUAAUUCAAAAUCGUCACCACCGGAGGUGUCUCUCACCCCCGUGUCGGGGUUUUACCUAAUGAAAAUGCAAGUCGGUGAUCCACCGAUAGAACUAAUGGGAAUUGCUGACACGGGCAGCGAUUUGAUGUGGACGCAGUGCGCCCCUUGCUCCCGUUGCUACAAGCAAAAAACCCCGAUUUUCGACCCCAAAAAGAGCAAAACAUACGACACCGUUUCGUGCAAAUCCCAAGAAUGCCAAUCGUUGAGAUUUGAGCAUCCAUCUUGCGAAAAUACAACAAAUGGCUGUCGCUACGAAUUAUAUUAUGCCAGCAGGGCAUACACCUCCGGAGACCUAGCGACGGAAACAUUCAUUUUUGAUCAAAAUUUGGCAUUUUCAAAGAUCGUGUUUGGCUGUGGUCAUAAAAACUAUGGGGGAAGUCUCGGAACGUCCUCUGGGAUAGUCGGCCUUGGUGGGGGCCCGGUGUCGAUAAUCAGACAGUUAAAGAAAUAUUAUUCAAUAGACGCCAAAAUCUCGUAUUGUUUGCCGCAUCCUAAUUCCAAUGUGUCGAGCAAGAUAAAUUUCGGGAGCAAUGCAGUGGUCACGGGGCCUAAAGUAAUGUCAACACCCUUAGUGAAGAAAGAGCAUGAUACAUUCCACUACGUUACUUUCGAGGGAAUUAGUGUUGGGAAUAACAAGUUGGCGUUCAAAUCGAAAGAAUCGAGAAAAACGGUGGAGGAAGGGAAUAUGUUUAUCGAUACAGGCAGCACGUAUACGUAUUUGACGACUGAUUUCUAUUUCAAAUUCCUAUUUGCAUUGGAUAAAGCUCUAAAUGGUACUCCUACGGCUAAUCCAGAAGGAGGCUUCCAAGUAUGCUACGAAAAACCCGCAAACGGAAAAUUCAAUUCUCCGACAAUAACGGCACAUUUUAGAGGGGGCGUUGACUUGGUCUUGUCGCCGGACGCCACCUUCGUGGAGGUGAAUAAAGGGGUGGUGUGUUUGGCUAUGUUGCCUGAUUUUUCAAAUGACUUAGUUUUAGGAAAUUCACAGAUGAUUAAUUAUCUGAUUGGAAUUGAUCUUGAGAAUCAAAAGGUUGAUUUCUUGCCAACUAAUGAUUGCACCAACCCCAAUUAGUUACUCAAAGUAAUGUCAUAUUUUACAAGAUGUGUAAUCUUGAAUAUUUUCAUCAUCUAUUUUAUGUUAUAAUCUAAUCAUCAAAUUAUAGUUCUAUAUAGAUUCCUAUUUCUAUUAUUUUUUAUAAAAAAUAUUAAAGCUCUUUGAUCUACCAUUCAUUACGAUUUGUAAAAUUAACAAAACAAUUCUCGAUUUGAUUUACUAUUUACAACGUUGGUUAAUUGGCACUUUGCACCCUUGAAUUACAUGGCAUUGGCACUAUGCACCCUUAAAUUGAGAAAAUGGUAGAAUACACCUUUGAAUUGCAAUUUAUUUGGCACUUUGCACCCUCAUUCACCUUUUGACUAUAAUAUUAACCGGUUACCUGUUUGUGGAAUUUGAAGAGGGAUAUAUUUGUAUUUCUUUUAUUUAUUUAUUUUAUAAGAAAUUUAAAAAUCUUUCAUGAUCUGAUAACAUCGCUCAUCAUUUGAAGAGAGAUUCAAUCAACGAACAACCAAUCUAAGCGUAGAUCAGUUUAACGGGCACACCACGGAUCUUCUUAAACGUAACCUCGCGUUAUCAAUUGGAAUAGGACAUGUGUAAAAUUACGAUCAUAUUAUUAGAUGAUGAACCAUUUUUUAAUUUCU
Molecule: messenger RNA, 2144 nt
Organism: Erythranthe guttata (spotted monkey flower)
Lineage: Eukaryota; Viridiplantae; Streptophyta; Magnoliopsida; Lamiales; Phrymaceae
Source: RefSeq, a predicted model, not a curated record